CGAAAUGCAGGCCAGUGUGAACACGUUCGAUGCGUUUUGGCGGCGGUGGGCGAGCAUAUAAAACGGCAGUGUUUUUCGGAUUGGCGAGCAAUCAAUCAGCUACGGACGCCGGGCGCUGAAAAAGUAGAGAACACAGACGCACAACUCAACACGAUGUGGAUCCCGAAUGAACGCACUAUCUGCGCACUGAUGCCGCUGGUGAUUUUUGCGACCUGGCAGCUGUGCCUUGUUCCCGGGACGAAUGCCAAGCACUUGGCCGUCAGAUUGCGCGACCCCCAAACCAAAAUCGAAUCGGAAACGGUGCCCCUAUCUCCUGACCACAGCCACACAGACGAGAGUGGCGUUCGCGGUGCCGCACGCGAUGCAGUGCAUCGUCGGAAGCGGCGGCAACUCUCCGAUUGGCUGAUUGCGCCCAACACGCGGUGGUGCGGACGCGGCAACCUGGCCAAUGGAACGUACAACGAUCUGGGCGGCGCUUCCAAGGCGGACAAGUGCUGCCGGAAGCAUGACCACUGCAAGAUGUGGAUCGAUGGGAUGUCCAAUCGCUAUGAUCUCUUCAACUACCGCCCAUACACUCUGUCCCACUGCAGCUGUGACUUGCGGUUCCGCACGUGCCUGAAGAUGGCCGGCGACGAGGAUGCGAACGCCAUCGGAAAGCUAUUCUUCAAUGUCGUGCAGACGCAGUGCUUCGGCUUGAAGUCUGAGACCGUGUGCGUCCAGCGGGCAGGUUCUGGAAAGGAUGUCGAUCCCUGCGUCAAGGAGGAGGUGCGUCAAAAGGCCUUCCUGCGCGACAACAAGCGGUUUUAAGAGUCCUAGUUAGCUCACGACGACGGGCAGGAAUUUGAGUAACCAAAGUAGCCUGCCCGCAAAAGGAGCUAACCAAACAAGCCGCCACAAGGUGCUGCAAUUGAGUUUGAAACUUAAUGGGAAAGCGUGGCAAAACACCAUCAUUAUCCGUACUUAGAUGAAUGAAUUAUGAGAGGAGGCGAGACAGCCAGAGACACCCGUCUGUAUUAAGCUAUAAACCAACAUAUCUAUAUGACUGUCAAGUGCUAUUAUAAUGCGUAGUAGUCGAUACGAUGUACUAACACACCUAGUAGUAGUCACUCAAUCUAGUUUAAGCCGACGAAUCAAAAACAGGCUGCCAGAAAACGAAGUUUUUAACUAACUAGCCGUAGACCCCGUACGUAAUUAGUUGUAGACGUAGUAACUUAAUAAAUGGAAUUUCCAAAGAGUAAAGAAAACCAUAAA
Messenger RNA from Drosophila erecta, 1251 nucleotides. RefSeq names its product acidic phospholipase A2 PA4 (gene GIIIspla2). Gene Ontology annotation, molecular function: A2-type glycerophospholipase activity. Bases 154 to 807 code for a protein of 217 amino acids. The transcript is spliced from 2 exons. Gene Ontology annotation, biological process: phospholipid metabolic process; arachidonate secretion. The record is from RefSeq and is a predicted model, not a curated record. NCBI's taxonomy places the organism in Eukaryota, Metazoa, Arthropoda, Insecta, Diptera, Drosophilidae.